UUGUUAACAGAAGAUGCCUGACAUUUGUGGUAUCCCCUAUUACGUGUUUAUUCCUGUAGGAAUUUUUAUAGCUUUAUAUCUAUAUCUUACAAGAAAUUUUGGUUAUUGGAAACGUCUUGGAAUUCCGGAAGUACCUCCUUUACCACUCACAGGUUCUUUCAGAUUUGACUUGAGUUCUCAUCAAGGAAAAGCAGAACAAGUUUGGUAUAACAAAUAUGGCAAGAUAUUUGGGAUAUACGAGGGUACAAAUCCGGUACUUAUGAUAGCAGAUCCAGAUCUAUUGAAAGAUAUUCUAGUCAAGGAUUUCCAUGUAUUUUCUGAGAUUAGGGAUAUUCAGUUUGGAGAUCCAAUUACAGAUAAAAUGCUUUUUGUACUGCGUGCAGAAAGAUGGAAAGAAGUUAGAAAUCUUAUAACUCCUACCUUUACUUCAGGGAAAAUGAGAUUGAUGUCCAAAUCAAUUAACGAUUGUUGUAAAACACUCGAAAAUAAUCUUGUGAAAGGAGCUAAAACCAAUAAAGAAGUAGAUGUUAACAAGUUUUUUGGUGCUUACACUAUUGACGUCGUGGCCAGAUGCGCUUUUGGAAUGAACCUGGAUUCUUGUAACGAUCCGAAUAAUCCUUUUGUUAAAGCUGCUGACCAAAUCUUAAACUCUGCUGCGUGGAGAUUCUUAAUAGCAAUUAUGUUACCUCGUUUCGCACGACUCAUUCGUUUUUCCGUUUUCGACCCUUCCAUGUCUUUAUUUUUCAAGAAUGCAAUUAUGCAGGUGAUCAACAAUAGAAAACAAUCUAAAGAUUCGAAAAGUAAAGACUUUUUACAAUUGAUGUUAAAUGCGGAAAACGAUAAUGAGAAUACUUCUGAGAAGAAAGUAUUGGAAAUGGACGAUAUUGUUGCUCAAUGCGUCAUGUUUUUCCUGGCUGGAUACUUCACAACAAUUGCGACAAUGAAUUGUUUAGCACACGAACUAGCAAUUAAUCAGGUGGUUCAAGAAAAACUGUAUCAAGAAAUAAAGGAAACUUUAAAUGACAAUGAAGAAUUAGAUUAUGAUACAGUGUUUGGAAUGAAGUAUCUUGAAGCUGUUGUCCAGGAAAUUCUCAGAUUUUAUUCGCCUAAUCCAAGAUUAGAGAGAAGGAGUGUAGAGGAUUAUAAGAUAAAAGACACUAAUAUUGUAAUUCCUAAAUCGACUUUAAUCGCUAUACCUACUUACGUUCUCUGCCAUGAUCCAAAUUAUUUUCCUAAUCCAGAAAAAUUCGAUCCAGACAGAUUUCUCCCAGAAAAUAAGGAAAAAAUACACCAAUAUGCAAAUUUACCAUUUGGUAUUGGUCCUCGAGGUUGUUUAGGAAUGAGAUUCGCUUUAAUGGAAAUUAAAAUGGCAAUUAUCUAUUUGAUGCGGAAAAUUCGAUUUAAACCGGGAGUUAAUACAAAGAGCGAACCAGUAUACAGAAGAACUAAAGAGAUGACAGACUUUUACGGUAUUCCGUAUUCUGUUUUAAUUCCCAUAGGAAUUUUUUUAGCCUUAUAUUUAUAUCUUACAAGAAAUUUUGGUUACUGGAAACGUCUUGGAAUUCCAGAAGUACCUCCCAUACCACUCACAGGUUCUUUCAGAUUUGACUUGAAUUCUCAUCAAGGAAAAGCAGAACAAGUUUGGUAUAACAAAUAUGGCAAAAUAUUUGGGAUAUACGAAGGUACAAAUCCGGUACUUAUAAUCGCAGAUCCAGAUCUAUUGAAAGAUAUUCUAGUCAAGGAUUUCCAUGUAUUUUCUGAGAUUAGGGACAUUCAAUUUGGAGAUCCAAUUAUAGAUAAAAUGCUUUUUGUACUGCGUGCAGAAAGAUGGAAAGAAGUUAGAAAUCUUAUAACUCCUACCUUUACUUCAGGGAAAAUGAGAUUGAUGUCCAAAUCAAUUAACGAUUGUUGUAAAACACUCGAAAAUAAUCUUGUGGAAGGAGCUAAAACCAAAAAAGAAGUAGAUGUUAACAAGUUUUUUGGUGCUUACACUAUUGACGUCGUGGCCAGAUGCGCUUUUGGAAUGAACCUGGAUUCUUGUAACGAUCCGAAUAAUCCUUUUGUUAAAGCUGCUGACCAAAUCUUAAACUCUGCCGCGUGGAGAUUCUUAAUAGCAAUUAUGUUACCUCGUUUCGCACGACUCAUUCGUCUUUCCGUUUUCGACCCUUCCAUGUCUUUAUUUUUCAAGAACGCAAUUAUGCAGGUGAUCAACAAUAGAAAACAAUCUAAAGAUUCGAAAAGUAAAGACUUUUUACAAUUGAUGUUAGAUGCGGAAAACGAUAAUGAGAAUAGUUCUCAGAAGAAAAUAUUGGAAAUGGAUGAUAUCGUGGCUCAAUGCGUCAUGUUUUUCAUCUCUGGCUACUUCACAACUAUGGCUACACUUUCUUUUCUCGCUCACGAACUAGCAAUUAACCAGACGGUUCAAGAAAAACUGUAUCAAGAAAUAAAGGAAACUGUAAAAGACAAUGAAGAACUAGAUUAUGAUACAGUAUUUGGAAUGAAGUAUCUUGAAACUGUUGUUCAGGAAGUUCUCAGAUUCUAUUCGCCUAAUCCGAGAUUAGAGAGAAGGAGUGUAGAGGAUUAUAAGAUAAAAGACACUAAUAUUGUAAUUCCUAAAUCGACUUUAAUCGCUAUACCUACUUACGUUCUCUGCCACGAUCCAAAUUAUUUUCCUAAUCCAGAAAAAUUCGAUCCAGACAGAUUUCUCCCAGAAAAUAAGGAAAAAAUACACCAAUAUGCAAAUUUACCAUUUGGUAUUGGUCCUCGAGGUUGUUUAGGAAUGAGAUUCGCUUUAAUGGAAAUUAAAAUGGCAAUUAUCUAUUUGAUGCGGAAAAUUCGAUUUAAACCGGGAGUUAAUACAAAGAGCGAACCAGUAUACAGAAGAACUAAAGGCAUUCAUUGUCCCGAACAUGUUUAUUUGAAUCUGGAAUUAAGACAGCAAGAAUAAAUGAAUUGGUUUUGUACAGAAUGUAUAUUAAUUGCUGUAUUUUACGGCAUAUAAGAC
This is a messenger RNA of Centruroides sculpturatus (bark scorpion), 3004 nucleotides long. RefSeq lists its product as uncharacterized. The record is from RefSeq and is a predicted model, not a curated record. The transcript is spliced from 28 exons. Bases 14 to 2947 code for a protein of 977 amino acids. Gene Ontology annotation, molecular function: heme binding; steroid hydroxylase activity; oxidoreductase activity, acting on paired donors, with incorporation or reduction of molecular oxygen. NCBI's taxonomy places the organism in Eukaryota, Metazoa, Arthropoda, Arachnida, Scorpiones, Buthidae.